AGGAAUCUCAGGAUAUGCUGACCAUGUGGGAGAAGUUGGUGUCCCCCUGAGGCACUGCAUGGAUAAGGCAAAGGAGAUAGUACCAAAAGAGAAACAACCAGAGACGCCAGUUUACUUGGGGGCAACAGCUGGCAUGCGGCUGCUAAGACUGGAGAAUGAGAACACUGCUAUAAAGGUCCUCUCUGCAGUAGAGGAGACCCUGCGCUCAUACCCCUUCCGUUUCCAGGGUGCCAGGAUCCUCGCUGGUGAGGAAGAAGGUGCCUAUGGCUGGAUCACCAUCAAUUACCUGCUGGGCAACUUCAGAGAGUCUAUCUGGCCAAAAUUCCUGCCCCGCAUCUUCUUCAGAACUGGAACCAUAGGGGCGCUGGAUCUUGGUGGAGCUUCCACACAGAUCACCUUCGUACCAGACCAGGAGACACUGGAGUCACCAGCAGAUACAGCAAACUUCUAUCUCUAUGGCAAACAGUACAUUGUGUAUACGCACAGCUUUCUGUGUUACGGGAAGGACCAAGCACUCCGGCAGCUGCUCCAAGAUGUUCUGGACUCAUCGAGUAGCAGAAUCAGAGACCCAUGCUUCCACCAAGGAUAUGAGAGGACUCUUAAUAUUUCUAACCUGUGCAAAAGCCCGUGCACAGCUCCAAACAUCACCCUACCCUGCUCCUCGCAGCUCCAAAUUGAGGGCGCUGGAGAUUAUGAAAUGUGCCUGACAAGCAUUGAGAAAAUCUUCAAUAUUGUCCACUGUCCUUACUCCAGCUGCUCAUUUAAUGGUGUUUUCUUGCCUCCAGUAUCUGGGGAUUUUGGGGCAUUUUCUGCUUUCUACUAUGUAAUGAACUUUCUAAAUGCGACAAAAAAGCCUAUGGACCAAGUAAUAGAAGAAGUAAAGAACUUCUGCUCCAAACCCUGGAGUCAGGUGAAGGCUGAAUUUCCUACAGUAAAGGAGAAGUACCUGAGUGAAUACUGCUUCUCAGCAACUUACAUUUUCUCAUUGCUCAGCCAGAGAUACAACUUCACCAAGGAGAAAUGGCAGGGCAUCCACUUCCUGGGGAAGAUUGGCAGCAGUGACGCCGGGUGGACUCUGGGCUACAUGCUGAACCUCACCAACAUGAUCCCUGCGGAGCAACCCUAUACGCACCCGCUGUCUCAGUCUAGCUAUAUUACCCUCAUGGCCAUCUGCUCCAUUCUGGUGGUGUGCCUGCUCGCCAUAGGCUACGUGAGCUAUCGGAAACCAAAGUGCCUGAAAAAGGAAGUAAUUUAGAACUGGGGUUGGCCUAGCCCACAGCAAAAACACAGCAAAAGACAACUAGAACCCAGUGUUCUGCCAAAAUGGCUGACUUUGUACAAGGGCCUUCUGCGCCACUUUCUCUAGCCACUGACAGAUGCCAAGAGAGCAGUGUGCUUUCCUUCUGUCAGCUUCCCCCAUCCUGGAGAUCCGCCUCCCAUCCUGAUCCUUGGCAGGGGUAGGGGAGCUGAUUGGUGUGGGGCUCAGAUGCUGUAUUAAGAACACCUGCUUCUCUCAGGUCCACCCCUUUGUGCAUUGUCUCAGCCCUAGAAAUGAAACAUGUGGGGGAGGGGGGCACCAAAUCCAAAAAUGGCCGGCUGGACAAUGCAGGGACAAAUUCUAGCCUGGAAGGACCAGCUGCUCUCAGGGUUCCACAUCCUCUUUUGCUCCAUUGGAAAUGUCAACAGUCAUUCAUUUAAAAAAAAACAAAAACAAUCCCGGCGGCACCUGUCACGUUCAUGGCGAAUCAGCUAGCAUUUGCCGUGUCAUUUCCUGGGGAAGAUCCCCUCUUCGAGACUUUUGGCAAAACAGGCUGUCCACGUGACUAAUCGUCAGCCAGGAGAAAGCAGCAGAAUGCCUCAGAGUAAAAAUGCGUAUUUCACAGAAAUUAGUCUGUGAGAGAGGAACUCUUUCCCAAAGUCCCAUGGCCGCCACCUGGGAAAUAGGCCUUGUGCUGACUGGUUGACUUGCCUGCUAAUUGAACGGAUUAGUCAAGGUGAUCCGCAGGCAGCUGCUCCCUAUGGACUGUGUGGAUUCUGAACGCUGAGGCCUGACGUAGCACACUCCUCCUAAAGCCAACAGUAUAGGUCUUUGGGAACAGUUAAACCCCAGCCUUGGCAUCCUGGUCCAAAUGAAAACCAGCUAUUCACUUUGCACACAUGUGUACAGCUCUGAAUUUGUAUUAAAUAUUAAAGAUGUUUUGAUUAA
Molecule: messenger RNA, 2206 nt
Organism: Lacerta agilis (Sand lizard)
Lineage: Eukaryota; Metazoa; Chordata; Lepidosauria; Squamata; Lacertidae
Gene: ENTPD1
Product: ectonucleoside triphosphate diphosphohydrolase 1
Biological process (GO): nucleoside diphosphate catabolic process
Cellular component (GO): plasma membrane
Molecular function (GO): GDP phosphatase activity; UDP phosphatase activity
Source: RefSeq, a predicted model, not a curated record